CCCGCUCCCAUGAACACUAACAAUUUCUGUCACACGCUCAAGUGCGACCCGCACCAAUAGACGAUGUGAACGGAUUCGGAGUUGAUCUACAAAUCGAUCCUAUUCAUUUGUAACAGUAAGUAUUAGCUGCAGAGAAAUAUGGAGUCUCCGCCGGAGCCCGUCACGGUGCCUGACAAGAGAGCUUCUGCAGCGGGCGCUUCGCCGGAGGACUGCCCGGUGAAACUGGAAGGCAAGGCUGAAAAGGACAAACCAGCACCAGUUAGACGACAGAGUUGUUCAAGUACCAACAAGGAUGUAUCCCCAGCAAAGAAAGCACACACAUCUCAGAUUGAGAGUAUUCCCUGUAAAAUCUGUGGAGAUAAAUCAUCAGGGAUUCAUUAUGGUGUCAUCACCUGUGAGGGAUGCAAGGGUUUCUUCAGGAGGAGUCAGCAGGGCACCGUGUCAUAUUCUUGUCCUCGGCAGAAGAGCUGUCUGAUCGACCGCACCAGCAGAAACCGCUGCCAGCACUGCCGCCUGCAGAAAUGCUUAGCAGUGGGCAUGUCAAGAGAUGCUGUGAAGUUUGGCCGCAUGUCUAAGAAACAGAGGGACAGUCUGUUUGCCGAGGUUCAGAAACACCGUCAGCAGCAGCUACAGGAAAAAGCGGAUGAAGAUACAGAGGAUGGAAGGAAACCUCAACCUCCUGGGGAGGCGGAACCACUCACACCCUCUUACGCCCUGUCCACCACUGGGGUCACAGAGCUCCCUGAUGAGAUCAGCGGAUACGUCAAUGGUCAGACCUCAGAGGGGGGAAACGCAGAUACAGCGAUUGGUGGAUUUUACCUGGAUAUUCAGCCCUCUCCAGACCAGUCAGGAUUAGACAUGGAUGGCAUUAAACUAGAACCUGUGUGCGACCUCAGCUCAGACUCUGGUUUAGAUCAAUAUUGUUGCUAUAGUAAUGGAGACUCUUCCCAGCCUGACAGUGAUCUAGAACAUCUGUCAGAGAACAUCUGUAAGUCUCACCUGGAGACGUGCCAGUAUCUCAGAGAAGAGCUACAGCCCAGCAACUGGCAGACAGUCCUACAGACAGACCUGGACACGUACCAGAAGAAGUCUCAGGAGGACAUGUGGCAGCUGUGUGCGGUUAAAGUCACUGAGGCUGUGCAGUAUGUGGUUGAGUUUGCCAAGCGCAUUGAUGGAUUCAUGGAGCUCUGUCAGAACGAUCAGAUCGUGCUGCUCAAAGCAGGUUCUUUAGAAGUCGUGUUUGUGAGGAUGUGUCGGGCGUAUAACUCCCAGAACAACACAGUCUUUUUCGACAGCAAAUACGCUGGGCCGGAGGUCUUCAAAGCUCUCGGCUGUGAUGAUCUUAUCAGCUCUGUGUUUGAGUUUGCUAAGAGUCUGAGCUCUCUGCAGCUCACCGAAGAUGAGAUCGGCCUCUUUUCAGCAUAUGUGCUGAUGUCUGCAGAUCGCUCCUGGCUGCAGGAAAAGACUAGGGUGGAGAAACUCCAGCAGAAGAUCAAGCUCGCCAUGCAGAACUUACUGCAGAAGAACCAGAGGGAUGAAGGAAUACUCACGAAGCUGGUCUGCAAAGUUUCCAUCAUCCGGAUGCUGUGCCAUCGACACAUGGAGAAACUGAGUGCGAUAAGAGCUCUGUACCCAGAAAUGGUCCACACGCGCUUCCCUCCGCUCUAUAAAGAGCUGUUCGGCUCGGACUUUGAGCAGGUUUUGUCUCAGGAGGCCUGAUCGAGAGAGAGAGAGAGAGAGAGAGAGAGAGAGAGAGAAAAAGAGAGAGAGAGAGACUCAUAUUGAUGCUGCACGAACUUUGAGAGAGACUGAGAGAGAAAAGAUAAUACUAACAUUCUGACAAGAACUCUAAGCUCACUUCAGCCUCUGAUCAUGUACACUGCAUUCUCACAAAGCACUUCUUAGAGUCCAGCCGCACUUUGAACUCGUCCCUCUGGCCGUGCGCCCGACAGCUUGGUGAUCUGAAGAAGGGAGGCAGAAACUGUCCUCGGGGUGCCGGCCCAUAUUUUGUAAUGUUUCAGAGUGAUCCUUCAUGCCAUCGCUUUAUCUUUUAGUGUCCUGUUCUGACGCCAUGAGACACUCCCACUGUAUCUGACUACCCCAGCGGUGCCCUCUACUGGUUAUAGAGGCUAAAUCACAGAUUUCUGGGGCAGACAUAGACAAGAAAUGAACGUCAGUCUCUGAAGUCACUGUCUUUCUCCACCGGUGGCACAAUGUACACCCCAUGUUGGUGCUAACAUCACAGCACUGCCCUUUACUGACCUCUUCCACUAUACGGAUAUUCAGCAGGGACAUUGUUGGCAUAACCACUGCCGAGGCCCCCGGAGAAGGCCGAGGACACACGAAACAGGACUGACAUGGGACUUAAAUCUUGAGACCUGAAUUACUAUUUUAGUCGAACGUUGACUGUUGUGUUUCAUCAUCAAGUGGCACAUUCUGAGGCAGUGAGUUCAGUUACACGCGUAUAUAUACACUUGCUAUAUGGUUAGAUAAAUCAUGCAAUGUAUGAUGUGUAGAACCUAAGGAAAGGUAGCACUUCGUGUUUUUCCCAGCAAUAAACCAUUUAAAAUCCAAUCGUAAAAAAAUACUGAAGGAACAUGGUGUUGUUUAAGAUCGGUGAGAUCUGAAAUGUUUUUCCGUGUUUUGUUGAAUUUCUGUCGUUUGAUGCCAGCUCUCUUUGUCUAGACGGUGAAGUGACACCCUGUUGUGCCAUAGUGAUUCUGUAAUUAGAUUUCCAUCUAAGUGAGUUGAGUGGAGAGACGAUGGACAUGGGUUUACAUUCCAGCGGAGGUGGUUAGAGAUGUAUUUUUUGCACUCGGUACUGCAGCUUAUCAGGGAAGAGGAGAGAGAAACGGUUGUCACUCUUCUUACCUUUGUGCACAAGCUUGUUUCUAAAAAAUAGAUGUCGGAUCUUUGUGUCAACACUUUUGUGCCCCCGACCAACACACACACACAAACCAAAUUUGAUGCAUUGAGCACGCAGCCAUCAUAACAAGGAAAGCAAUAACCUUAGUAAAGAUGUUCCUAACAUUUGUGUUUAAUGUUUUUGUAAGGGCUGGCACUGCUUUACGUGUAGUAUUGUUAUAGUGUCUGUUUCGUGAAAGACAAUCCAUCAAAUAUCUGACCUCAGUAAAGGGUAUAUUGGAACUGCUCAGGGAAACUAUUGUUUUAUAGUUAAGGAGGAGAAUGAACGCGUCCGAACCUGCAAGAAGGCAGUUGUGACAUUUGCAAAAUAAUGACGGUAAUAUAAAAGACAGUGAAAAUGUUCAGUCCUCUUUUAGAAUCAGGGUUAGCUGUGUGAAUGAAGAAUUAUCCAAAAAAUACUGAGCAGAAAGCAAUAAUAAUGGCAUAAUCAUGUUCGAGAACGAAAUUUGCAUGCAGAUGCUUUUAAGCUUUUUCUUGGGUUUUAAAUUUGCUUGGUUUGGCUCUCCAUGUCUCGUAUUUCCUUCCUAUUUCUUCAGAGAACUUAUUUGGCCUUUGUAAUCUCCGUUAAUAUCUUUUCAACAAACAUAAAAUCCACUGUUUGUGUUGGUAACUUUUCGGUGACCCAUGAAUGGACUUUUAUUGCACUCACAUGGUUAGCAAUUUCUUUUAGGCUGGUCAGUUGCAUUGAUUUCCGACAUCAUUAAGGUUCAGUGUGAAUAAUUAACUGUUUAUUAUUAUGACAUGUGUAACGUUUGGUGUUAUGUGUGUUUUAGUCCAGAGGCCUGGAAUGUUUCUUUCAUUGCCAAUUUUCCUUUCAAUGUCCAUCACUAAGGCAGUAUUGUAUUUUUCUCUUGCUUUGGUUUGGGGGCAUGAGCACUUAAUUUUUAUGUACAUGUUAAAAAAAGACUAUCACAGUAACACAGUCCCUUUUAUUGUUGUCAUUUUCACUGACAAAUGACCAAAUGUUUUUGUGUAAUAUACACACCACGAUAUGCUAAAUUGUAAUUAAUGCUAGUCAUUAUAAUGGAUCACAGUUUGUACUCGAGAAACUGACUCUUUGUUUCUGUACAUUUUACCCAUCCUUGAUUUUUAAAAGAUUAACAAAUGCUCCUAAAUUGUUUUAAUUUAAACCUCCAAUGUCCUAAUCUAGCCUCCAGUAGAUCUCAAGAAAUAGCCUGUUUCUUCCAAUUUGUUUGUUUAUUUGUUUGUUUUGAGGUAUUUUGCCUUUGUUUUGUAUAUACACCUGUACAAAAAUGCAAAAGUAUUGUUUCCCUUGAAAUACAGUUUUCAUCUAAUGUUGUGAUUUUGUAUUUAGAGGUUUAACCCACUGAAUUACUUUUAUUAAAGGCGCAUGUCACACAUUGACACAUGGUGUGUUGAACGUGCUGAUGACAAUAAAAAUUCCACGGCUUGUGAUGGAA
Messenger RNA from Triplophysa dalaica, 4346 nucleotides. RefSeq names its product RAR-related orphan receptor A, paralog b (gene rorab). The coding region runs from base 139 to 1719 and encodes 526 amino acids. The record is from RefSeq and is a predicted model, not a curated record. Gene Ontology annotation, biological process: regulation of transcription by RNA polymerase II. NCBI's taxonomy places the organism in Eukaryota, Metazoa, Chordata, Actinopteri, Cypriniformes, Nemacheilidae. Gene Ontology annotation, cellular component: nucleus. Gene Ontology annotation, molecular function: nuclear receptor activity; RNA polymerase II cis-regulatory region sequence-specific DNA binding; zinc ion binding. The transcript is spliced from 11 exons.